Molecule: messenger RNA, 3644 nt
Organism: Quercus robur (English oak)
Lineage: Eukaryota; Viridiplantae; Streptophyta; Magnoliopsida; Fagales; Fagaceae
Product: protein TIC110, chloroplastic
Exons: 15
Coding region: 181-3249 (1022 amino acids)
Biological process (GO): protein import into chloroplast stroma
Cellular component (GO): TOC-TIC supercomplex I
Source: RefSeq, a predicted model, not a curated record
UUCCCUCUAGGCUCUACUCUAUUCUAUCUCUACCUACUCUUCUUCUUCUCUUCCUAUCUACAUUUUCACUCUCUCUCUAUUUCUCAGUCCCUCUCUUCCUCUUCCAUCGUUAAACCCUAUAAAAAGCCCCUUCUUUCCAACGACGUCGUUCCACACACAGAGACAGAGGGAGGAACCACAAUGAAUCCCUCUACUCUCACAACCACUUCACCUUCUUCUUCUUCUUCUUCUUCUUCUUCUUCUUCCACUUUCCUCAACCCUCUCCCUCUCCGAACUUCUAACAACCUCAACAGACGACGCCGUUUCCGUGUCUCAGUCCCUCGCAACUCUUCCGCCGACCAAUCCGCGCCUUCCACGUCAUCGCCUCCUCCUCCGACGGGCAAUACAGUCUUCGUCGGAGGCAAAAGAGAGCUCACCGGGAUUCAGCCUUUGGUGGCCAGCCUCUCGCCGCCUGUCAGGUUGGCUUCCUCCGCCUUGUUAAUAGGCGCAGCCAUAGCCGCCGGCUAUGGCUUGGGUUCUCGCUUCGGUAAGGCUCAGGGUAAUGUCGCCACUGUCGGCGGAGCUGCCGCCCUCGGCGCGGCUGCUGCAGCUGCCGCGUAUGCCGUGAGUGCGGCUGUGCCGGACGUUGCUGCUGCUGAUUUGCAUAAUUACGUGGCGGGAUGUGACGAUCCUAAGGUUGUGAACAAGGACGAUAUUGAAAGGAUUGCCAAGAAGUAUGGAGUAAGCAAACAAGAUGAGGCAUUUAAUGCGGAGCUUUGUGAUAUAUAUUGCCAGUUCGUGUCUUCUGUCCUUCCUCCAGGAAGUGAAGAACUCAAAGGUGAUGAGGCUGACACAAUAAUUAACUUUAAAAAGGCUCUGGGCAUUGAUGAUCCAGAUGCAGCUGCCAUGCAUAUGGAGAUUGGUAGGCGACUCUUUAGGCAAAGGCUUGAAACUGGAGAUCGUGACGGUGAUGUAGAGCAGCGUCGGGCAUUUCAGAAGCUCAUUUAUGUUUCAACUCUUGUGUUUGGAGAAGCAUCGUCUUUCCUUUUACCUUGGAAGCGUGUCUUCAAGGUCACUGAUUCCCAGGUUGAGAUUGCUAUCCGUGAUAAUGCCCAGCGGUUGUAUGCUUCUAAGCUAAAAUCAGUUGGCCAAGAUAUUGACGUGGAGCAGCUUGUUAGCCUUAGAGAAGCACAACGUUUAUAUCGACUUUCUGAUGAGCUUGCGGCAGACUUGUUUAAGGAACAAGCAAGAAGGCUGGUGGAAAAAAACGUUUCAUCAGCGCUCAAAAUACUCAAGUCCAGGACAAGAUCAGUCAAGGUUGUCAAAGAAGCUGUGGAAGAGCUCGACAAGAUACUAGCUUUCAAUAGUUUGCUUAUCUCACUUAAGAACCAUCCAGAUGCAGAUCGCUUUGCCCUUGGGCUUGGCCCGGUUUCUUUACUAGGUGGCGAUUUUGAUGCUGACAGAAUAAUAGAUGACUUGAAGUUGCUUUAUAGAGCUUAUGUUUCAGAUUCUUUGUCUAGCGGUCGCAUAGAAGAGAAUAAGCUUGCUGCAUUAAAUCAAUUGAGGAAUAUAUUUGGUUUGGGCAAACGAGAAGCGGAAACCAUUACACUAGAUGUUACCUCAAAGGUAUACCGUAAGCGGCUUGCACAGGCUGUCACUGGUGGUGAUUUAGAAAUGGCAGAUAGCAAAGCAGCUUUCCUUCAAAAUCUCUGUGAUGACUUGCACUUUGAUCCACAAAAGGCCAGUGAGAUUCAUGAAGAAAUAUACCGACAAAAACUUCAGCAAUGUGUAAAUGAUGGAGAACUGGAUGAGGAUGAAGUGUCUGCCUUGCUAAGGUUACGUGUCAUGCUUUGUGUACCUCAGCAGACUGUUGAAGCUGCCCACUCAGAUAUCUGUGGCAGUUUGUUUGAAAAGGCUGUGAAGAAUGCAAUUGCUUCUGGUGUUGAUGGUUAUGAUGCUGAUGUCAAGGAAUCUGUGCGAAAGGCAGCACAUGGCUUAAGGCUGACUAGGGACAUUGCCAUGUCUAUUGCUAGCAAGGCAGUCCGACAGAUUUUCAUCAACUACAUAAAACAAGCACGGGCUGCUGGGAAUCGUACUGAGACUGCAAAAGUACUUAAGAAGAUGAUAGCUUUCAACACUUUAGUGGUGACUGAAUUGGUGGCAGAUAUAAAAGGGGAAUCAUCUGAUACCUCAUCAGAAGAACCUGUAAAGGAGGAAGCCAAACAAGUUGAAGAAAAACAAUUUGAAGAGGAUGAGGAAUGGGAAUCUAUUCAGUCGCUUAGGAAAAUACGACCUGGCAAGGAACUUGCUGCAAAGUUGGGGAAGCCUGGCCAGACAGAAAUAACUCUCAAAGAUGACCUUCCAGAGAGAGAGAGGACUGACCUUUACAAGGCAUACUUGCUCUAUUGCCUUACUGGUGAAGUGACCAAGAUUCCCUUUGGUGCUGAGAUAACUACAAAAAAGGAUGAUUCUGAGUUUGUUCUGCUAAAUCAGCUUGGUGGGAUCCUGGGUUUGGGUGCUAAUGAGAUAGUGGAAGUACAUAGGAGCCUAGCUGAGCAGGCUUUUAGGCAACAAGCAGAGGUGAUUUUAGCUGACGGACAGUUGACAAAAGGCAGAGUAGAGCAGCUUGAUGAGUUGCAGAAGCAAGUUGGCUUGCCUCCACAAUAUGCGCAGAAGAUAAUAAAGAGCAUAACCACUACGAAAAUGGCAGCUGCCAUUGAAACAGCUGUAGGUCAAGGAAGGCUUACGAUAAAGCAGAUAAGAGAACUUAAAGGAGCAGGUGUUGAAUUAGAUAGCAUGAUAUCUGAGAGCUUGCGAGAGAACCUCUUCAAAAAAACUGUGGAUGAAAUUUUUUCAUCAGGCACUGGAGAGUUCGAUGAGGAGGAAGUCUAUGAAAAAAUCCCAUCAGAUCUCAGCGUCAAUGCUGAUAAGGCAAAACGUGUUGUUAUUCAGCUUGCACAAAGUAGAUUAUCAAACUCUUUGAUUCAGGCCGUGUCCCUGCUAAGGCAGAGAAAUCAAAAAGGAGUGGUUUCUUCUCUUAAUGACUUAUUGGCUUGUGACAAAGCUGUACCUGCCACGCCUGUGUCAUGGGAGGUGCCAGAGGAGCUAGCCGAUCUUUAUACCAUAUACCUCAAGAGUGAGCCAGCACCAGAGAAACUGUCUCGGCUGCAGUUUCUGUUGGGCAUAGAUGAUUCAAUGGCAGCUGCUCUCCAGGAGAUGGGGGAUAGAAAUGGUCCUGUUGGUGUAGAAGAAGAGAAUUUUGUAUUUUGAGUGUGGUGAAGGCACAUUCAAGGGGCAAUUGGCUCAUUUUAUCAGCCUGUUUACUUGGACAAAGGGAGAGAAAAUCGUAUGUGGUGGUGAAGACAAGAGUUUGACGAAAUCAGGGUAGCUAGUUUUCAAUGACAUCACAUGAAAUUCAAGAGCCAUAGAAGUAGUAAUAGAACUGUUCUGUUUAGUCUAUUUUUGACAUACUUUUCUCCAACAAAAUAUUGAAUAUGUUUGAGGUUAUUUGUUUUGCUAGAAAACAAAGCUUUACUGAACCAAAAGUCAAUAAUACAACCAUCUAACCCGCAGAGCUUGAACAAGGCCAGAGGGGAAGAAGCAUGUGAAUAGAACACCAUACAAAUUAGCAGAAUAUAUUUGAGAUUAUUAACAUGUUUUAGAAA